UACACUGUAAUGAAGUCUUGUUUCCCUUCAAGUACCAUAUCCACUGUUAGGAAAAGGCUACUCGAAGAGUUGAAUCUGGGUCAGGAAUCCACUAACAUGCUUCGAGUUAUGUUGCGUAAAACCCAGAAGGAUAAAAGGUGUACAUCACAGCAAUCUGCUCAAAGCCUGGUGGACAAGAUCUUGGAUUCAUUUGACAAUGGUCUUUCAAUUCUAAAUUGUAAUGAGUCCAAUGAGGUCUCUAUUGUUCCGGUGAUGGUUUCGUCGCAUUCUGAUGGACAGAAGUCGGAAGAUUCCGCGAAGCAUACCAACACUUCAGAGUUCAGAAAAAUUUCGAAACGCAGGAGAACUUCGGAGAAAAGGGCAAAAGAGAUCGUUGCUGCUUCGUUUGAAGAUGGUCAUGCAUGGAGGAAAUAUGGGCAAAAAAGUAUCCAAAAUACCAAACAUCCUAGGAGCUACUUGAGGUGCACCUACAAGUAUGAUCAAGGAUGCAAAGCAAGAAAACUGGUCCAAAAAAUUCAAGAUGAGCCAGCAUUAUAUAGGACAACAUACCACGAGCACCACACAUGUAAGAAGAAUUUAUUUGAAGAAUCUCAAAUUAUUACGGAUAGCACUACAAAAGAUUCUUCCAUCAUCUGGAGCUUCGACUCUCAUGAACAGAACUAUAAACCUAAUGGCAAGGUGAUUCCAACAUUGCCCAUAAUUCCGCAAGAAACUGAGGAAAUGUUUAACAAUUUGCAUCAUGACAAAUCAUCAUCACAAUCUGAUUACUUCAUAUUGCCUGAUCUGACGACAUUUGAAUCAUGUUUUGGGCAGUUCACUGAUAUUUCAUCAGCAUUUCACGAUCAAGGGCAUGUGAUUUGUUCUGAUAUGGAUAUAGAAACGAUGGUAGGACCCCUUUCUGAUGAAUUUCUUGAGUUAUGGUAG
Molecule: messenger RNA, 924 nt
Organism: Olea europaea var. sylvestris
Lineage: Eukaryota; Viridiplantae; Streptophyta; Magnoliopsida; Lamiales; Oleaceae
Product: probable WRKY transcription factor 66
Exons: 2
Coding region: 10-924 (304 amino acids)
Biological process (GO): regulation of DNA-templated transcription
Molecular function (GO): sequence-specific DNA binding; DNA-binding transcription factor activity
Source: RefSeq, a predicted model, not a curated record